CAUAGUUAUCUAUGUGGUAGAUAAAUUUAAUUUCAACGUUAUUGACUGUUUUUAUUUUAGAAAUAUCCAAUUAUAUAUAUUAUUGUCGAUUCUACUAGACCAAACGUUCUAAAAAUCUUAAAUACUCAUUUAUAGUAUGAAUAUUUUAAUUUUUAUGAAAACCGAGGGUUAAAAAAAAACAUUCGCUCAUGAUUUUGACUAUAAGCAGUUUGUUGAUGAUGUUUGCCAAUCUCAUACAACAAACGAAAAAAAUCAUACAAGAAAAGUAUUUAAAACAUGAUGAUGGAAAUAUAACUACAGAAGAAACUGAAGUUACAGAUAAACAACUCGAUGAAAGGGCACUUGAAAUGAAAGACCAGAUUUUUGGUCAGUAUCAUGGUCAUUCGAUUUUGUUUAAUUUUAAUAUAUUGUUUUCAACCAAAUAGAUCUGAUCAGAACAAUUAAGGAUCCAGAAAAACCAGCGACACUGGAAGAUCUUAAUGUUGUAUAUGAAAAUGGUGUAGAGGUUAGUAUAUUAAAAUAAUUGUUUCAUUUGGUUUACUUCCGUGACAAUAAUUUCUUAUAUUUGAUUUAACUUAGGUAGGUAGUUAAAUAAUUUUCCAUUAUAUUUAGAUAACUAUAUUACUAUACCUACUAGAGCCCUGCAUGGGCCGGGCCGGCCCGAUCCAGCCCAUUUUGGCCCGGUCCUGAACCGGGCUUGGGUAUGCACUUGUGAGUUGUCUGGGCUGGGAUGGGCUUACAAGAUCAUAUUUCAACUAUGGACGCGGGCCGAAUAAGAAGUGCACUUAUCAAAUUUUGAGUGAUCGAAGAAAAAUCAUGAGUUUCUGCUCAGCAAUAUUAUUUUUAAGAGAUUAUCAGAAAUAAAUGUAAAUAAAUAUUUGUAAUCCAUUGUAAUAUUUUUCAUUAAGAUGAACCGGGCCGGGUAUAUUUUUCAUUAAGAUUAACUGGGCCGGGCCGGGUUAAAUCUAUGUAAACAAAAUAUUGGACGGGCUUGGGAUUUAAAAAUCAGGCUCGUGCAGAUACCUACUGACAUAAUAUUUAACACACAUUAUACGUUAGUAGGGAUAAAAUUCUCCAACAAUUUUCAUUUUCAUAAAUAACAACGCUUACUAUUUAACACAAAUUUAGGUUAUUUUUAUUGAGAUAUUAAAGAAAACACUGCAAUUGUGUGGAUCAUCAAAAUAACACUAAAAUUUAUUUGUUUGUUGGAUUUUUGAUAUAACAUCUAAUUCACCAUAAUGCAUAAACUGUGAUUCAGGUGUUGUCUAAAAUAUGUAGGAUACUGAGUAUUGGUUCUUAGGUCUCUUCUAAUGUGGAGGACUAUCAUAUUAACAUAAGUCAUCAUUGGCAUAAAUGUACUACUGUUUUUAAAAAUUAAUUUAAAUAAAUUAUUAGAUAUUAAGGACAUUUUUAUCGUAAUAAUAAUCAAGGUAGAUUUAUAAAUCCACCUUGAUAAUAUUAUUGUUAGAAUUCAGUUCUAUUUUUAACAAAUCAAAAUAUUUCCUCUAAUUCAACAUUGAAUUGAAAAUCCCUUUAAAAGGUUUGUAAUAUUUUAUAUGCUUAUUUAACCAUUAAGAACUAAAAUUAAAUUGCAGGUAAUUAGGCAAAGAAACUUGAAAUUAUACACAGUAAGAAUUGAAUUUAAUCCUACAGUUCCACACUGUAGUUUAGCCACUUUAAUUGGCCUUAGCAUCAGGAUAAAAGUUAUAAGAUCUAUUUUAGAAAGUGUUAAAUUGGAUAUAUACAUUAAAGAAGGUGCACACACAACUGAAGAAGAAAGUAAUUUUUUUUUUUUGUGAAAAUUUAGAUUAUUAUAUGACUAAUAUUUCUACAUUUAUGAAUAAUUGGUAUUUUAUAUUUAUAGUUAACAAACAAAUAAAUGACAAAGAACGUGUUGCAGCUGCAAUGGAAAAUCCAAGUUUGAGAGACAUAGUAGAAAAAUGUAUUAAAGAAGAAGAAUGAAAUUAAAGACUGGUUCAUAUUUUAAAAGAAAAAUAUAAUCUAAUGACAUUUUUGAAAGAUCUAUAAAAGUACUUUAUUUUAAAUGAUAAGUAUAACAUUUUUAUUAUAAAAUAUAAUAUUUUGAAAGCGUAAUCAUAUUUUAUACAGACUUAUUAUUACUUAAAAUGCAAAUUUAAUAUAUACGAGUAUAUAUUAUGUGUGUACAAUUUAUUACUAAAUUUUAAAAUAUGAAUUUGGUAUUUUUAUUUAAAAAAAAUUUAGACAGGAUAUAAUUAUUUAAUGUAUACUAUUUGUUUUUUAUCUAUUAAAAUAAAAUAAAAAUAAUACAUUCCAUACCAAUUUUAUUAAUUGUUUUAAAAUGAACAUACACUUAAAAAAUGAUUUAUACUCUUUUUUGUUAUAAUAGAACUAGAAUGAUUUUUUGCAGUAAAACUAUUAAAAUGUUGUCUAAUAACUUAUUUACAGAUGGGUAAUUACAUUGAUUUUAUAACAAAUAGCCCAUAGAGCAUAAGGAUUUUUGGAGACAAAUUAUUAUUAUGAGCAUUCUAUCAGAUAAUGCAGGUAUAUAAAAUCAAUGGUAAUAGUCAAUAAAAUAUUGUCAAUAUGUCUUGAAUAUGUUAAAACAAGCAGAUUGAAAAAUUUACAUAAUGUUUUACUAAUAAUAUAAAUUUUUUAAUUUAAAAUUUCCACACUUAAAAAUAUUCAUAUAAACCUUACUAUUAUAUAUAUAGAUCAUUUUAUUUUUUUAUCAACAUUUUACUGUACCAAAUCAGUAUUAAUUAUUUACACCAAGGACUUGAUUCAUUGCUUCCAUUUCUUUUUUAGUGAGUGGAUUUAGAAAUAAUCCUUUCACAGGUUCUUGAUAUUCUAAAUCUCUUAAUUUAUUCACAUUUACUCUUAUAUCACUACGCAGUAUAUUAAUACGGCUAUUUAAAGAUAUUUGUUCUGGAAAUAAUUUAUAUAUAUUUCAUUUGAUUAAAAUAAUGAAUUAAUGAAAAUAUACCUUCUUCCAACAAUUUUUUAGCAUUUUCAUGGGAAACUUUCACCAUAAUUGGCCCAAGAGCCAUCCAUGUUUUGGCUUGUGGUAUUUUAUAAUUUGUUAAUGAUCUGAUUGCCAUCCGAUUAUUAUUUCUUAUUUUAUCCAAAGCAAUUAUUUCACUUUUAUCAACAAGAAUUUUUUCCGCUUGUCUUUCUACGCGAAAUAAGUAUUCCAUUGUUGUUUUUUCAACAUCCAUAGUGAAUCAAUAACUAAAAAAAUGAAAAAGUAUAACUUUCAAAAUGAUUAA
Cinara cedri is the source of this 3248-nucleotide messenger RNA. The record is from the annotation of a GenBank genome assembly. Lineage: Eukaryota; Metazoa; Arthropoda; Insecta; Hemiptera; Aphididae.